AGCCUCCGGAGGUCGCAUUUCCAGGCUCCUCCUACGUCAUCCAGGCUGUCUUAUUUCAGAAUAUUAACAAUUAUAAAGUUAACUUUUAUUCUUUGUUAAUCGUAAAUUGUUGUAAUAUGCUUAUGAUUUGCGAAUACUUAAAUCGCCAGACUUAAUGACGUAUGCAGCCUGCAUACAGUACGCGACUUCGGAGGCUGCAGGCUUCGGAUUGAAAACGGUCACCAACCCAAUAUUUCGUUGCACUCGAAAUACGUAAUAAGUUACGUAAGUAAAAUCGAUCGCGGCUUCCUGUUUACAGAAAUCAGAUUCUUUUUCAUAUCCACCCAUGACGGUUGUGUGUUAAUAGGGCGCUUCAUUUCGACUGUCAGUAAGAAAUGUUGCUGUCAAUUUGCCUGAGGGGGCUUCUCUUGUUGUUGGUAGGAAAACAUGCAUACUCUGAGGAGCAAUGCUUAAAAGGUUCAGUAAACACAUGUGAUGACUGCAUCAAAUCUGGACCUGGCUGUGCCUGGUGUACAGACUUGAAUUUCACCAAGACUGGAGAGCAGGAAGCAGUACGGUGCAACACUGUUAGUGAGCUUGAAGGAAAAGGAUGCGUGGCUAUAAAAAACCCUUCAAAUGACUUAUAUAACAUUGUGAACAAGCCCCUGGUUGCUGGUGAUAAUCCAGUGCAAAUCCAACCACAAGAAAUUAAGCUGGAUCUUAGACCUGGGAAACCCCAUACAUUUCGGCUGGAAUUUAAACAAGCAGAAGGCUAUCCAGUGGAUCUUUACUACCUGAUGGAUCUCUCCUACUCUAUGAAGGAUGAUCUGGAGAAUGUUAAAAACCUGGGAAAAGAUUUACUCGAUAAGCUUCGGAAAAUCACUCGCAAUGCCAGAAUAGGUUUUGGUUCAUUUGUCGACAAGACACUUCUUCCAUUUACGGACACCAAUGAAGAGAAGCUCCAAAGACCUUGUCCAGACAAAAAUGAACGUUGUCAGCCAGCAUUUGGCUUUCAGCAUGUCCUUCCUUUGACCUCUGAUGGGGAUACAUUUAAAAACAUGGUAGCCAAGCAGCAAAUAUCUGGAAACCUGGACCCUCCCGAGGGAAGCCUGGAUGCCAUAAUGCAAGCUGCCGUUUGUGUGAAAGAGAUUGGCUGGGGAAAAAGCACUCGGCUGCUGGUGCUGGCAACAGAUGAUGGCUUUCAUAUGGCAGGGGAUGGAAAACUUGCUGCCAUUUUGGAACCAAACCAAGAAACUUGUCAGCUGGUCGACCAGAAGUACAGCAAGAGCAACGUCUGGGAUUACCCAUCUGUUGGUCAGAUAGCUCGUAAACUGGAAGAGCAAAAUAUACAACCGAUUUUUGCCGUCACCAAGAAUAUGGAAAGUGUGUACACAGAGCUCAGUAAACUGAUCCCCAAGUCAGCUGUCGGUGUACUUUCUGCUGACUCAAACAAUGUCGUCAACCUAAUUCUGGAAGCAUACAAUAACUUAACCUCAAAAGUGAUUAUGGCCCAUGAUUCUGUGCCAAACUCCAUAUCGGUGAAAUUCACAUCAAACUGUGUUGGUGGGGAAAAGCUCAGCGACAGUGGGAUAUGUGAAAAUGUGAAUAUAGGACAGAAGGUGAGUUUUGAUGUGACAGUGACAGCAGACCAAUGUAUUAAAAAUCAGAUCUUCUUCAUUGGGCCGUUGGGCUUUAGUGAAAAACUAAGGGUAACCGUUUCAACUCGAUGCAAUUGUGAAUGUGACGAUAAAAGUGAAAAUGAUCCCCACUGCGGAAAUCAUGGCAAAGUGGUCUGUGGCAGCUGCAAGUGUAAUGCUGGUUUCCUAGGCCAGAACUGUGAGUGUGAAGUAGGCAAAAAAAAUGAGGCAACGCUAAGAGCGCAGUGCCGGAAAGACAACGCGACAUUGGAGUGCGAAGGAAAAGGGGAAUGUGUAUGCGGACGCUGCCAAUGUCACCUCACACAGGGCAACAGCCAAUACUACGGCGAGUUCUGUCAAUGCGACGAUGAACAUUGCGAAAAAAGCAACAAUAUACAGUGUGCAGGUAAUGGGCGAUGCAGAUGUGGUAAAUGUGAGUGUUAUGAAGGCUAUGAAGGAACGGCAUGCGACUGUCCGAAAUCUGAUGAAGUUUGUAAGAAAGAUGGCACCGUGUGUUACGGACGUGGUAAAUGUGUAUGUAAUGAGUGUCAAUGUCAGAGAUCAUACAGGAAGCCAUUCUGCAAAGAAUGUCCUACUUGUCAACGUCCAUGUCAACAAUCAGGGAGUUGUGUUGAAUGUUUGGCCUUUGGAACCGGUCCAUUGGAAAAGAAUUGCUCAGCAUCCUGUACUCAUCUUAAAGUCAAAACGGUUGAUAAAUUGCUUAAGAGCGAUUGUCGUGUUAAAGAUAAAGAAGGAUGCUGGAUGUCAUUUACAAUGACUGAGCAAGAAGGAUUUGACAAGUACACCAUCAAUGUGCUAGAAAAGAGAGAGUGUCCUGAGGGGCCAAAUAUAGCAGCCAUUGUAGGAGGAUCUCUGGCCGGCGUAGCUUUGAUCGGACUCCUGAUUCUCCUCAUUGUAAAGGCGUGCCUUUAUGCAAGUGACCUUAAAGAAUGGAGAAGAUUUGAAAAAGACAGGAAACAAGAAAGAUUUGCUGGUUCCAAUCCAUUAUUCAAGGAUGCAACCACCACAGUCCAAAACCCAGUAUUUUCAGGAGAUUCUUAAGAAAACUUCUAACAAUGAGUGGAUGUCUAUUAAAUCAUUGAUGGACUUUCAGAAAUUUCAAACGAUGAGUGGAUGUCUGAUAAAUCAUCUAUGAACUUCAUUUUAAAAAAAAUAUUGUCUUUAACAUGCAUUGACCAAAGCGAUCGCUGUAUUUGUAUGUCAAGUGUUAAAUUAACACAUUUGUUUAAUUUUGAAUCACUUUUUUUUAAUUCUUAAAGGCACAGUAUGUAAUUUUCGCCACUCGAAUCCAUCAUACAAAAACAAAAUCGCAGCCUGGUGAUGCUACAGUAUGAAGGAGUUAUGGAUGCUAGUUUUAGUCUUGAUUUCCACUGCUGAAAAAAUCAAUUCAGACAAAAAAAUCAUAUGCAUGUAGGGUGACCAGACGUCCCGAAAAAUUCGGGACAGUCCCGAAAUCUAAGCUGCUGUCCCGAAUCCCGAAUCCUGCUCUAAUUGUCCCGAAAAUCAUACUGAAGCUAAAUCUUAAUCCCGAAUCCCGCUUUAAUUUCCCCGAAAAUUAUACUAAAGCAAAAUCUUGAGUAGUAGUUGUCUGAUAAAACAUGAGCGAGGAGGUUAAGUCAUCCUGCAGCCAGCCCCCGCCGGCUGCUCAUUGGCUGCAGCCCGCCGCCGCCGGCUGCUCAUUGGCUGCAGCAUCUUGUUUUUACACUGUAGUGUAGGCUCUCAUUGUGCUGGCAGCAGUUAAAACCUCCGCGAAAUAUGCUGACGUUGUAUUGUUUCUAUUAAUUUAUCUAAUUCAUCUAUAUGCAGAAAGACAAUAGGACCUUUUGUUUUAUAGAGUUGACUAAGAGAGCGAAAGUUGCAGCAGCCGCGAGGACAGUUGAAAGUGCAGGCAGUGACAGUCAGUCGCGUGAAGGAGUCAGUCGAUUGGUCGAGGGCAGGCAAGGCACUUUGUUAAAAAUACUUCUAUACGUAUUAUAUAAAAAAAAUACUUCUAUACGUAUUAUAUAAAUGUAUACGCAUAUGUACUUAUAUUAAUAAAAAUAUGAUUAGUUCAGUAACUUCAGUUUGAAAUUC
Messenger RNA from Misgurnus anguillicaudatus (oriental weatherfish), 3710 nucleotides. The record is from RefSeq and is a predicted model, not a curated record. NCBI's taxonomy places the organism in Eukaryota, Metazoa, Chordata, Actinopteri, Cypriniformes, Cobitidae.